Molecule: messenger RNA, 1983 nt
Organism: Chaetomium fimeti
Lineage: Eukaryota; Fungi; Ascomycota; Sordariomycetes; Sordariales; Chaetomiaceae
Exons: 3
Coding region: 1-1983 (660 amino acids)
Biological process (GO): glycosaminoglycan biosynthetic process; polysaccharide biosynthetic process
Cellular component (GO): nucleus
Molecular function (GO): NAD binding; UDP-glucose 6-dehydrogenase activity
Source: RefSeq, a predicted model, not a curated record
AUGAUACCCCAGACGCCCACGACGCCGCUCCCGUUCUCGGCUAUCGACGCCGAGGACAUUGCGGCUUUGGACGAUUCCACAGCGCCCACUACACCGGACGGGAGCUCCUCGUUUAGCCCCAAUCUCCGUCCCCAAGAUGACGCGGGCUAUCUCAACGUCAGUUCCCUUUCGACGGCCAUCGCAGCGACCGCCCCUACCGUCCGCAAUAUUUGCUGCAUCGGUGCCGGCUUUGUCGGCGGGCCGACCGCGGCAGUCAUCGCUCUGCACAACCCCCAUAUUCGCGUGACCGUCGUGGACAAGGAUGAGAAUCGGAUCCGAAGGUGGAAUUCGAAGCACCCCCCUAUCUACGAGCCCGGCCUACAUGACAUCCUGCGCAUCGUGCGAGACGGGUCGGGACCUUCUGCCACGAACGACGAGCUUACCAAGCCCGGUGGGUUGGAUGGUGUCUUUCCCCGCGAAGCGGUUUCCUCUGGCAACUACGGUGAAGGCCGGCACGCGAGGGUACAGACAAAAAGCGACGUCGCCAGGCAGCCAAACCUGGUAUUCACGACCGAUUUGGCCAAAUGCGUCAGCGAAGCCGAUGUGAUUCUCAUCGCGGUCAACACCCCGACCAAGACACGCGGGAAUGGAGCCGGGUCCGCGACUGACAUGGCCGCGUUCGAGGCGGUGACAGCUCUGGUCGCCCGGCACGCGAGCCCCGGCGCCAUUAUCGUCGAGAAGUCGACAGUCCCAUGUCGAACGGCGCAGCUCGUGCAGAGCAUGCUGGCGCUUUACCGACCGGGUGUCCAAUUUCAAGUUCUCAGCAAUCCAGAAUUCCUCGCCGCCGGCACCGCCAUCAACGAUCUCCUACACGCCGAUCGCAUCCUGAUCGGAUCCAGCAACACCGCCGCUGGCCACAAAGCCGCGGCCGCCCUGGCGUCAGUGUACGCCAGCUGGAUUCCUCCUGCGCGCAUCAUCACCACCAAUCUGUUCAGUUCCGAAUUAGCUAAACUAGUGGCAAACUCAAUGCUCGCACAGCGCAUCAGCAGCAUCAACUCUAUCGCGGCCGUAUGUGACGCUACCGGGGCAGAUGUCGACGAGGUCGCUCGUGCCGUUGGAGCGGAUCCUCGCAUCGGCGGCAAGUUCCUCAAGGCCGGCAUUGGUUUCGGUGGAAGCUGUUUGAAGAAGGAUGUCCUGAGCUUAGUCUACCUGGCUGAAACCUUGGUCCUCCCCGAAGUUGCCCGAUACUGGCUGGCCGUGGUCGAAAUGAACGAGUUUGCAAGAAGCCGGCUCGUCUCACGAGUGCUCAGGUGCCUGAACAACACGUUGGCGGGCAAAAAGGUGACGGUUCUUGGCUUCGCCUUCAAGAAAGACACGAACGAUACGCGCGAGUCACCCGCGCUGGAUAUCAUUCGGGCGCUGGAGAAGGAAGGCCCGGACACAAUCGCGGUUUACGACCCGGUGUGCACGCCAACCCAGAUGGCCGAGCAGAUCGGCCGCUUCGCUGGAUCGCACGUGCUGCGAGCCAAUGGCGGCCCGGUGGUUGUCCACUCAGAUGUGUAUUCGGCGUGUCAGGGAUCCGAUGCCGUACUCAUCACGACCGAGUUUGACGAGUUCAAAAACGGGCCAGUGGAGGCGGACGGUGUUGCUGGUGGGCUCGAGGCGAACCCAAGUCAAAUCUCGACAUCGGAUGCCGACGACCACCUGAGCAGCCUUAACCCAGUCCCACCUUGCGAUGAGGACUGCCCCGAGUGUCAAGCAGAAGACUCGAGCGCUGUCACAGGGACCGAUGGCGGAGUCGGCAACGGUGCUGACGGCCGUGACAAGGCCCGGGUGGACUGGACAAGGAUCUAUUACGAUAUGAAGCAACCGCAUUGGAUCCUGGACGGGAGAGGGAUUCUUGAUAUCGCACGGAUGGAGAAGAUCGGAUUUCGUGUUGAGAGCAUUGGUCGGCCAAGUGGCCAAUUAGCCAAGUCAUCACCACCAGGCAACUCUUGGUGUUAG